Molecule: messenger RNA, 1731 nt
Organism: Leishmania mexicana MHOM/GT/2001/U1103
Lineage: Eukaryota; Euglenozoa; Kinetoplastea; Trypanosomatida; Trypanosomatidae
Exons: 1
Coding region: 1-1731 (576 amino acids)
Source: RefSeq, a predicted model, not a curated record
AUGAGCUCCUCGCUCCACGUCCUCUUAAUCGGUACGGACGCCUUUCACGUGGAGGGCGCGCUGCAGGGCACGGCGGUACACACGCACCGCGCCUGGAACACAUCCUACCAGUUCUCCUGCACCUCGUCGCUGAGCGUAGACAAGGUUGACAAGCGGCUUCUGCUGGUGUGCCACAUUAUUGUGUUGUGCAAGGGAUGCCGAUCACCGGCGAACAAGUCAAGCUACAGUGAUCGAGCGGUUCUGGCACUGCCGGACGCGACGGCCGGCUGCGUGGAGGAGUUGAGAGACAGUGCUUUUUUCUAUGGCACGUGUGCCCUGGAGGAGCUCAAGGCGAAGGUGCUGACGAUCGGCCUCGCCCCGCCGCAUGUGAUCUUCGAUGCCGUGCAUGGUUGCUUCACACCGGUUGGCAAGGCCGCGUUCGAGCGUGCUUUUUGGCUCUUCGACCGCGAUGCGGAUGGUCUGCUGCGGCUGCCUGAGAUUGUUGGGUGGCGCAAGCAGGUGGAGUCAGCUGCCUACAGCGCGGAGGAGGACGUAGGUCUCUUCUUGUCCGAGUGGGGCGGCGCCGUCGCGGCGGAGAAGCUGGCGGACCAGGCUCAGUUUCUGGCCCUCCACAUUGAGUGGCUGCAGAAGGGCUGCACGCUCGAGGCGUGGGCCACGCUGCACGCCACCGGCAUCCACCCUGACGGGCUGCCUUACUCGUGGUAUGACCUGCACUGUAUCCGUGUGGAUCGGGGAACGAACACGUACCUGUCCUCCCACGCGAUCCAGUUCUUCACCAACGUGUAUAAGCUGAAGCGAUUUGCCGACACGGCGGACAUGUGGUGCGUCACGCCCGGUUGUCCGUGGGACUCUGUAGAGGGGUUUCUAAAGGUGCAUAUGCCGAUGGUCAAGUUCGUGGAGUACUGGAAGUACAUGGCACUGGUGCGGCGCGACGAGGUGAUUCGCUACGCUCGGUACUGGGGAUACAAAGGUGAGAUUAGCUACCUCUUCGCGCGUCGUGCUGCCCGUGCAUACCGGCUCCCUGGCGAACCCGUGCCGAACACGAUUCACGUACUCGUGGCCGGGUCGGAAAACUGCGGUCGGCGGAGUCUCAUGAAUGCCUUGACGACUAGCGGCCUGGAGGGCUUUCAAAACUCGGACCAUUCAACGGGUACGUAUGUACGCACCACCACCUUCUUUGCCACGAAAGGCCCCGAGCAGGUGGAGGAGGCGCAGACGCUGGUGUACUCGACGACGUCGGCCGAGGCGUGCGCUCAGCUGCUGUCCGACUCGGGGUUGUCAAAGACCAUAGACGUCGUUCUACUGUGCUACGACGGCACCGACAUCGAUGGCAGCGGGGCUUACGCGAUGUCGCUAUUUGAGCAGGCCAGCACUAGCGACGCAUGCGAGCGGCUGCCGUUCGUCGUUGUGAUGACGAAGGCGGAUGCCGCGCCGCCGGUGGCGGGCGGCAAAGAAACAAACGCGGGGCAGCGUCUAAGGAACUUCUGCCUUGCCCAUCAGUUACUGUGGCCGCCGGUCAUCACCAGCAGCGAGCAGCCAGAUCAGAGCGAGGCCGCAUCACUGAACGAGUACAUGUAUGCCGUAGCCUCGGACCCGGCGCUGGCGGUUGGGCAGCCUCCCCUCACGUACGUGCGCAUUCUUCGCCGAGCGACGUUUGUCGCCAUCAUAGCCGUCGCGGCUGCUGGGAUUGGACAGACCCUCGUCAAUGUGCUGCGGCGACGACGACGUUAG